Molecule: messenger RNA, 1242 nt
Organism: Neohortaea acidophila
Lineage: Eukaryota; Fungi; Ascomycota; Dothideomycetes; Mycosphaerellales; Teratosphaeriaceae
Exons: 2
Coding region: 1-1242 (413 amino acids)
Molecular function (GO): protein binding
Source: RefSeq, a predicted model, not a curated record
AUGUACCAAAGCACCGGUCGUGGCCCGCCUGACCAGAUGAUGCGCAUGCCGAGAUUCAAUAUCGUAGCACCUAGCUUACUCCAGCUUCCCCAAGAGCUGCAAGCUCGCAUCCUGCAUUUCUGCAAUCUCUUCGACUUGUUCAGUCUAUGCCUCUGCAACAAGGAACUCUACCGCAAACCUCAACCACUCCUCUGGGAACACAUCGAUUUCGCUGCGCUCGACAUUGGUGGCGGUGACGAGGAGGCUGGACAGCAGAGAAGGUUCUUCGCAAAGUGCGCCUCGAUUCGUCGCGAUCAACCUGAACGAUGGAAGAUUCUAUCCGCUCUUCCAAAGCUUUUGAGGUUUCCGAGACUUCCAGGCCCGAGGGUCUCGCCGCAACCCAAAGAGGGUCUACCGUAUGGAACCGACUACGAGACAUGGGUCUCCUUCGACCAGGAUAGUGAUAUCGGUAUUUACGAUAUCAUUGCCGAUUUUGUCAAUCUGGAGACGUUGACUCUGUUUGUGAAGGAGGUUUGCGAGGGAGAAGCAUCGCGCGAGCUCGUGGUGCGCAAUUUGAGCAAGCUGGAAAAGUUGGAAAUUGGUGGUCAGGUGUCGGUCGAAAUGCUACACGCCCUGCUUUCACGCCCGGAACAGAUAAAGACCUUGUCUCUGAUCAAUCUCGUCGAGACUGCUGGGCCAAAUUGGGCCCCGGACGGAGUGCUUUUCCUCGACCCGAUUCAAGACAAGUUCCGCUCGCUCACCCACCUGCAUCUGUCGAAACUCGCUCCGCUACAUGAUGAUUUCCAAGAAGUCGUGCAGCUGCCUUGGGAAUUUGACUUUGAUCAAGACACGCAAGUACUUUGUGAAUGGGCUGGUCUGCUCCGCAAUGUCUCAGCGACCUUGGAAGAAUUGACGCUUGAGAAUUGCUAUCAUGUGUUUAAAUGGCCUCGAGGGCAUGGGCAGGUAAAUCCUCGGCGCGUUCUCGACCCCGAAUGUGAGGAUGGAGAGGAUGAUCCGAAGGCGAGCAGCUACGGAGUCACAGCAAGUGACAGGUGCAGAGACAUUCUCGCUCCGGUCUUGGACGGCAGUGAAUGGCCCCUACUAAGACGUCUCGUGCUCAAGGGCAUGUAUACGCUCUCAAUCUCCGAGGCUGCAAUUCCCGCCGAUAAAAUUACGUAUUUGCCAGGGAGUGUUGCCUACUUCAGCCAGGAGGCCACACCUCUCAACUUGUCACCUCCGGCGAGCCUUUUCCGCGGGGAAUGA